Molecule: messenger RNA, 846 nt
Organism: Cutaneotrichosporon oleaginosum
Lineage: Eukaryota; Fungi; Basidiomycota; Tremellomycetes; Trichosporonales; Trichosporonaceae
Source: RefSeq, a predicted model, not a curated record
UGGUUGGCGUUGAGAGAUGUGGCGAGAGAGAGAUCGAGCGGUGACGGGGGCACGGGCCGUCCGGCUCCGCGACGGGAGGAGAUUGAGAUUUGUCUCCGCUCCUCCCACUUUUCAGUUGCUUCACCGUAGCUCUUGGCUCAUCUCGUGAUUACUCUCUACCACGUCCAUCGCCAAUGCAGGCCAUGCAUGCGUUACGCUCCCGGACGGGUAUAUGCUCCAGGCUGCAGAAUAAACGGGAUGCGUGGAGAUGCCGCGGUCAAUGUGCUCUGACUGAGCGUCACACGCGGUCCACUCUGCCGCCCUAUCUGCACAUCCGCACCAUCCGCACCAUCCGCAUCGCUUCCGCGUCGUUAAACUCGCUUUCAAUCAAGCGAUCAAGCGAUUCCAGCUUAGGCCGCAGCUGCAUGCACGAUAUUCCUCCGCGGCGUGUCUCGCGACAAUAUAGCUCGGGACAAGCAUGCCAGCCACGAGGGAUGUGGCGGUGGACAGCGUUCCACUUGCAGCUUGGAUGUGGCGGAGUGUCGAUCCCCCACUCUAGCCACUCCCUGUGCAAUUCAUGGCUCGAAACGAACCAUGUUUCGAGAGCUGGAUCGCUGGAAUCGGAAUUGGGGCGAUUGGUUGGCCGCUAGACGGCGAGUUCGGGCUUAUGUUGGCAAAGCGAGCUGCGAGGGACUGGUCGCGGACGAUAUCUCGGUGUCGACUUGCGCCGUGGAUACAGGCGUGUGCAUACGUGCGCCCACCAUAGCUGUGUAGAUGCUGCCGCCUGGAGAUCUUAACACAGGGGGCCUCGCUGGCUCCACUCCGAUCCGCAAGUUGGUCUAGCUCGCCAGCGCGCAGCCAUGGCGA